Magallana angulata is the source of this 2888-nucleotide messenger RNA. RefSeq lists its product as uncharacterized. Gene Ontology annotation, molecular function: 3'-5'-RNA exonuclease activity. Bases 1000 to 2664 code for a protein of 554 amino acids. The record is from RefSeq and is a predicted model, not a curated record. NCBI's taxonomy places the organism in Eukaryota, Metazoa, Mollusca, Bivalvia, Ostreida, Ostreidae. The transcript has 3 exons.
UUCGAAGGUGAACCGAGUAAGUUUAUUAUAUAAAGUGAAGCGAAUUCAGAAAGAAAUAGAAAAACUUAAGAAAUACACAAACAAAGAGAAGUUGAACAAGUAUGUGAACAAUAUAUUUGAGUUACCCAAUAUGAAAAAAACCUCAAGUGAUGGAAGUGGAUGUGAACAAAAACAGUCGAAUUCAUCCAUGGAGAGAGAAGAGAAUUUCAAGGAAGAUACAUGUAAUACAAGGCUGCAGGAGAUAAUAUCUGAGCAGAGCAUUGUGAUUACUCAUUUGAGGAGGGAAAAUGCAGGUCUCAAAGACAGAAUAAGGUCUUUUAAUGUAAAAAAUACAAACAGAAAAAUAAAAAAACAAACAGAAAAAAUAAAAAAAUUAGAAAAUGUCAUAAAAAAAUGAAGAAAAAAGAAAAUGUUCAAAAAAAUGACAAAAGUGUACAGUGUAAUAGCAUAAAAAAUGUGAUUGCUCAGUUAAAAACUGAAAUUGAUUAUUUGCUGUCUCAGAAAGAAAAUGAAAAUGUUGAUGAUUUUGUACAUGUAAAAAAAAAUGUUGAUUUUAGGGAGAGUGGGAAAGGGAAGCCAUAUAAUUUUAAAUUAAGAAACUUAUACUACAAUUUUAGAAGCAGAAACAUAGGUUUGGUUCAUAUUGGACCAAUAAUUCAAUGUGUUUUAGAUUUAUUUGAUAUCAAUGUUGAAAAUCUUCCCUCCAAAAGUACAGCAGCAAUUUUUACAAGUGAAAUGGGUGUUGUGUCCAGAAAUCAAAUUAAUGAAGAAAUGAAAAAUAAUUGUAACAUAACAAUGCAUAGAGACGCUACUACAAAAAAGGGAAAACAUUUUUAUGGAGUUCAAUUUAAUACUGGUGAGAAAGUUUUGUCUGCAGGUGUGAGAGAGGUGUGUGAUUGAAAGGGUGAGACUUAUGUCGAUGUAACGAGAGAAAUUUUAUGUGAUAUAUCGCAGAAAGAGGGUGAGAGUGAGAAUAUUUUAAAUAACGUUUCAUGUUUUAUGACUGACAGGUGUGCGACUGAGCAGAAAGUUAAUGAUAUUUUAGCUAGAGACAUUGAUCAUGCUGUACAUUCUUUUAAAUGUUCUGUUCACCCCCUUUUACAGUUUUCUGAUGUAUGCAUUGAAGAGAUUUUUAAUAUUGAGCAAGAGUUGUGUUUUAAAUUUCCUGGCUAUACCCAUUCUUUAAGAGAGCCUUUUAUUUUGUUUCUUUUAAAAUCUGUGUCAAAAUUAUUUUACAAAGAUGGGACAGGUGACCCAAAUAUUUUACAGGUUUACAUGAAAAACCAUGGUGUGGAAAAUAUUCCCAUUGUAAAUAUUAGAGGUAACCGUUUUAAUGUUUUAUUUUAUAAUGCUGCUGGUACUUUUUUUAUGCAUAAACAUAUAUUGCAGUAUUUUUAUUCUUUGAAAAGUUCUUACAAUUUUAUUCAGAAUUUUAUUGUUUUAUGCUUGCAAAACAAAACAUUUUUAACUCUACUGAGAGCUCUGGGUAUUAUUUGUAAAAUUAUUACUGAACCAUAUUUUGUUAAAGCUACAGAAGUUGGAAACAUUUUACUUAUGGGCAGUGUAUUCCAGAGACUUUUAUAUGUUUUAGAUUUAUUGGUAGAAAACCCUAUUUUAGCAUUGAAUAACGAAGUUUCACUUUUUUAUGGUCCUUGUUUUUAUGAUGGUGUCUUUGAUUUUUUACUUAAAACUUCGCUUAACAACGAUCUUACUUGUGUUUUUAUAAAAUGUUUAUGUUCUGUUUUAAAAAGCAAAGUUUCAAAAUUGUUUUAUGAAUUUUUAAAAGGAGGGAAAUAUUUUAAUGUUCAUCAAGGUGAUUUACCUGAAUGUAACUCAUGUUCAACUAAUAAUAUCUGUUUAGAAAGACUUAUGGGUCGAUUGGAUUUUAAACUUAAAGCAGCUUCUACCUCAACUGUCAACAGCAUAGAAAGCUGUAUUUUAUAUUCCAACAACAAAACAGAAAAUUGGCUUAAAGAUAAAGAUCCGAAAGAGCAGCAAGAAAUUAUAGACAGUGCAAGAUCACAAAAUCGAGUUUUUAUGAAAAAGGACAGAGAGAGACAAGAGGAACUUUUUAUUAAACAAACGAAGAUUUUAGAACAAAAAGAGAAUGAAGCAAAGAGAAAGAAGGAGAGAAAAGUUAAUCAAAUAGACAAGGCAAUAGAGGACAUGAGAACAGUAGGAUUGUGGGAGAGUGAAGAAAAGAUCAAGGAGGAGGUGGAAAAAUUGAGAACCAAAAAGGAGAAAAUGGAAAGCCUAAAAAAACAAAUAAACAUAUACAAAAAAGUGUUCGAGAUUGACAAAAAUUUUAAAGAACUUUUACAAUUCUCAUCAAAAGGCAAAAUAUAUGACAUAAGCAAAUUACAACAAAAUCUUACAAAACUAAUAAUGUUAAGAAGAAAUACACCGAAAUACAAAGCAAGUGAUUUAGUGGGCAAAGCCAUCAUACAUACAUGGACACUGGAGAAUGGAGAAAAUAAAGAGUAUGAAGGAGAGAUAAGAGGAUUCGAAGAUGGUGUUUUCAAAGUUGUGUACUGGGAUGAUAAAGAGAAGAAGGAAGGCAAUGAGUUUGAACUAACAGAGAGAGAGAUUAAUAUUGACAUACAAGAAGGAAAUCUUUUUAUAAAAGAUACAACCAACCUGGAUCACUGUUAUUCAACAUUUUGAAAAAGACUAUAAGUACAGACGGUAAGAGUUAUCUUUCAUUUUAUUCAUUUUCUUGGUUGGGAGAAAGUUAGAGUUAUUGCCCUUUGGUACAAUAGUCUUUACUCUGCUAUUAGUGAUUAUAGCAAGUUAAUUAUUCAUAACCAAGGAACCAAUGAAAUGUGUUUUAUAUAUAGCCAUGUUUUGAAGGUCAAGACCUAUUGGUAUUAUUUUCAAAUCUGAGUUCU